GGGAGGUGGCUAGAAGUGGGGUGAGAAAAAGUGAGUCGGACCGGGUGCCCGGGACAAGGGCACUGUGCCCCUGCCGUGGCUGUGUACCAACUGGCUGCCCCUAGGAGACUUCCGUGAAGCGUUCCUGGGCUUCAGGAGAAGGGGGUCAGAGGGCUGUCUGCCGAGAGGCCUGGCAGGGGCAGGCUAUAACAGCUGGCUAGGGAGGGCGGGAGCAGCUGUGGCUGGAGGAGGAGCCGUGCAUGGAGAGGCAGCCAGCCAGCCAGCUGCAUUUGGAGCCAGAGUGCCUGCAGGCUGUGGUUCAGGUGACCAGCCUUUGUCUCCGGAGCCUGGUGGGACACUGCGAUGAUCCAGAAUGUGGGGAGCCACCUGCGGAGGCACUGUGCUGCCUGUGAAGGCUGGAACUGGCUGCUAUCGCCUGGGGUGUGGCCUGGCCCAGGCCGAAGGUCUGGGAGGAGAGUGGCCCUGGGGCCCUCCUCCGAAGCAGCUCUGUUUUCUGGCCACUCCAGGCUUGCAGAACCAGAGCUUUGCCUCCGUGUUCUCAAACCGCACAUCCCGGAAGUCGGUCUCCCGUGCCGGGGACGAGGAUACCAUGGCGAACAGCGAGGGUGACCGGAACCCCACGGAGGUGCAGAUGAGCCAGCUGGUGCUGCCCUGCCAUACCAACCUGCGCGGUGAGCUGAGCAUCGGGCAGCUGCUCAAGUGGAUUGACACCACGGCCUACCUGUCUGCGGAGAGGCACGCGGGCUGCCCCUGUGUCACAGCCUCCAUGGACGACAUCUAUUUUGAGCACACCAUUAGUGUCGGACAAGUGGUGAAUAUCAAGGCCAAGGUGAACCGGGCCUUCAACUCCAGCAUGGAGGUGGGCAUCCAGGUGACCUCUGAAGACCUGUGCUCUGAGAAGCAGUGGACUGUGUGCAAGGCCCUGGCCACCUUUGUGGCCCACCAGCAACUGUCCAAGGUAAAGCUGAAACAGAUCAACCCGCGCACAGAGGAGGAGAAGACAGAGCACAGCGUGGCUGCUGAGCGCCGGCGCAUGCGGCUGCUCUACGCGGACACCAUCAAAGACCUCCUGGCCAACUGCACCAUUAAGGAGGACCCCGAGAGCAAGGACUGCAGCCGGAUGGUGCCAGCCGAGAAGACCCGGGUGGAGAGUGUGGAGCUGGUGUUGCCACCCCAUGCCAAUCACCAGGGCAACACCUUUGGGGGCCAGAUCAUGGCCUGGAUGGAGAAUGUGGCCACCAUUGCGGCCAGCCGCCUCUGCCGAGCCCACCCCACACUGAAGGCCAUCGAGAUGUUCCACUUCCGGGGGCCGUCCCAGGUUGGGGACCGCCUGGUACUCAAGGCCAUCGUGAACAACGCCUUCAAGCACAGCAUGGAGGUGGGUGUGUGCGUGGAGGCCUAUCGCCAGGAGGCCGAGCCCCACUGGCGGCACAUCAACAGCGCCUUCAUGACCUUCGUGGUCCUGGACGCAGAUGACCAGCCCCAGAAGCUCCCCUGGAUCCAGCCCCAGCCUGGGGAGGGCGAGCGGCGAUACCGUGAGGCCAGUGCCAGGAAGAAGAUCCGCUUGGACAGGAAGUACAUCGUGUCCUGUAAGCAGGCCGAGGUGCCCCUCUCUGUCCCCUGGGACCCUAGCAACCAGGUUUAUCUGAGCUACAACAACGUAUCCUCCCUGAAGAUGCUCGUGGCCAAGAGCAACUGGGUGCUGUCCUCGGAGAUCAGCCAGGUCCGCCUGUACACCCUGGAGGAGGACAAGUUCCUGUCCUUUCACCUGGAGAUGGUGGUGCACGUGGACGCCGCCCAGGCCUUCCUGCUGCUCUCGGACCUGCGACGGAGGCCAGAGUGGGACAGGCACUACCGGAGCGUGGACCUGGUGCAGCAGGUGGACGAGGACGAUGCCAUCUACCAUGUCAUCAGCCCUGGACUCGGCGGCAAUGCCAAGCCCCAGGACUUUGUGAUCCUGGCCUCGAGGCGGAAGCCUUGUGACAAUGGGGAGCCCUACAUCAUUGCGCUGAGGUCGGUCACGCUGCCCACGCACCCUGAGGUGCCCGAGUACCGCCGUGGGGAGACGCUGUGCUCAGGCUUCUGCCUGUGGCACGAGGGGGACCAGGUGACCAAGGUGUCCUACUACAACCAGGCCACCCCUGGCUUGCUCAACUACGUGACCACCAAUGUGUCCGGCCUGUCCUCAGAAUUCUACUCCACAUUCAAGGCGUGCGAACACUUCCUCCUGGACAACCGGAAUGACCUGGCCCCCAGCCUCCAGACCCUGUAGGCACCCACCCCAUCCUGCCCAAGGACUUGUGCACAGCACAAGG
Messenger RNA from Heterocephalus glaber (naked mole-rat), 2315 nucleotides. It is a transcript of the gene Acot11, whose product is annotated as acyl-CoA thioesterase 11. Gene Ontology annotation, cellular component: cytoplasm; cytosol. NCBI's taxonomy places the organism in Eukaryota, Metazoa, Chordata, Mammalia, Rodentia, Bathyergidae. The record is from RefSeq and is a predicted model, not a curated record. Gene Ontology annotation, biological process: acyl-CoA metabolic process. Gene Ontology annotation, molecular function: long-chain fatty acyl-CoA hydrolase activity; lipid binding.